Fusarium odoratissimum NRRL 54006 is the source of this 3926-nucleotide messenger RNA. RefSeq lists its product as uncharacterized. Gene Ontology annotation, molecular function: polyamine oxidase activity; L-amino-acid oxidase activity. Gene Ontology annotation, biological process: amino acid catabolic process. The record is from RefSeq and is a predicted model, not a curated record. Lineage: Eukaryota; Fungi; Ascomycota; Sordariomycetes; Hypocreales; Nectriaceae. The transcript has 5 exons. The coding region runs from base 637 to 2931 and encodes 764 amino acids.
CAUUCUCAACAAUCACAGAACCUCAUACAAGCCACGGACGUACAGUAUCUGCAUGUUUCAACAGGAUAGGCAUCCCCCUCAAUUCCCCCUCAAUUCCCCCCCCUCAAUUCUCAGCCUCAGCAGUCUAAUGCACUUGAGACGAAGCAUCAUCAUCACUAACCCCAAUAUAAGACACAAUGGCCGUAUUAGUCGUUAGUCGCCAAUAGUCUCAUGCCGGCCAGCCACAUUUGGACAGCACCCAAUUAUUCCGAGAGCUGAAGGGCCGCUCGGUUCGUAUUGAUGCCGCUAGGAACGGCUACGGCCCGUGAGAUCUGGUGUUCUAGGCUUGGAUGGACUGCAUCGAUAGUUUCGUUGGUGAGAAGACGCGCAGUCAUCUGCGGGGAAAGCUCACCACGGUAUGUGAUGAAAGUCUCAAUUUGAGCGGGGUUUGCUAUAAUGCAGUCGAUUCAUCCUCCCUCAUCACAUUGCUUGGCUCAGCUAGCCACUUUGUUGGUGUUGUGAUGGAGCUUUCCGGAUGGGAACCUCCAUGGCCAGACUCAUUAGCCAAAGGUCCUGCAUAAAUAGAGCGCAUGUUCCCAGCGAGAAAGCCAGUCUCAUUCAAUUGAAGCAGAGAAAUAUAUAGCAAUUGUCUUCAUCAUGUCUCUCCCAGCUGAAGAACACCACCUCCAUACCCGUGCCUUCAAGCACAUGUGGGCACGACACGUCGCCCAAAAAGGCUUCGAAGAUGAUGUCCAAGCCGCAGCCAAGCGCGUCAUCCAAGCUCAACAGGAGCAUCCUGAGCUUUUCCCAAAGAAGGUUCAUGAAGAUGAAGGCGUUAGUAAGAUCCUAGACAAGACCCAGAAGCUCACUGGUGUUGGAUUCGUCCCCAGAAAGUCCAACCAUCUUGAGAUUGGUAUCAUCGGCGCUGGUGUCGCUGGCCUUUUCACUGCUAUGGUGUUCGACUGGUUGAAUGAGCAGUGUGAAAAGGAGGGAUUGAAGAUUGAGUAUGACAUUAUGGAAGCGGCGAAGAUGAAUAGGCUGGGAGGAAGGUUGUAUACGCAUCGGUUUUCGUAUGGUGAGCAUGAUUACUAUGAUGUUGGCGCUAUGCGAUUCCCCAACAACACCAUCAUGAAGAGGACCUUCCAGCUGUUCAAUUAUAUCGGACUCAAGCCCGGAAAAGGUGGCCUGAUCCCAUACUAUAUUGGAGAUGAGGACAAUGUGUGCCCAACAUACUUCAACGAUGUUUCCAGCGUCGGGAAUGUUUGGACCGCAGAAGCGGAUGAUCCAUUCAAGAUCAACGAGGGUCUUCCUGAUAAAGCCAAGAUCCCCGUUCACCUACUCCAGGUGAACCCUUCAGACCUAGUCAGUGAGGCCUUGGAGGACUUCAUCAAGGUGGCUGCGGAGAAGUUCAAGAAAGCUGUUGACGAGAAUGAUGAAAAGGGACCUGAGACGACUAAACUUUGGGCCCUUCUCAUGGAGGCUGAUAAGCUUAGCACUCGCCAGUUUCUCGCUUCGGGAGAUGGUGACAGGAAGAAGAGGGAGGGCAUCCCUAAGGACAACUCUGGUCCUAUUCCCGAAGGACCGGGAUACAACUACAACACCAUCGAGUGGCUCGAGUCAGCCACAUACGGCACUGGAUGGUACGACCAAUCCCUCACAGAAUGCGUUCUCGAAGAACUCGACUUCGCAACUCCCAAAUCAAUCGAUGGCCAACCCACCAACUACUGGUGGUGCAUUGACGGCGGCGCCCAAACCAUCGCGCACCGCAUGGCAAAAAUGAUUAAACAACCCGUCCAGUACAAUAGCCAGGUCGUCGCCAUAGACGCCCAAGUCGAAGAGCGCAGGAAACGCAAGCCCAAGGACUACACUUCGAUGAAAAUCCGCAUUAACAAGAAUCAAGUUGUCAAAGAUAAAGAGUACUUUGCUGUGUUCAACAGUACCACGCUUGGUGCUCUUCAGAGAAUGGAUCUGAAGGAUGCGGGUCUUCUUUGGGGUACGAAGCAGGCAAUUCGGGCUUUGGGAUAUGGUGCUUCGUGCAAGGUUGGUAUCAAGUUUGAGACCGCGUGGUGGCAGAAGGCCCCUUUCAACAUCAAAAAGGGUGGUAUCGCGCAUACUGAUCUUCCCCUCCGGGUUUGUGUGUAUCCGUCCUACAACAUCGAGUCCAAUGAAGGCCAGGAUUGGGAUCCUAACAAGCCCGCUGUUCUUCUGUGCUCUUACACCUGGGGCCAGGAUGCGCAGCGUAUUGGAUCUCUGAUCUCACCCGAGACGCCCAAGAAUGAAGAGCAGCUUCUCUCCGUUCUUCUCCAUGAUCUUGCGCUGUUGCACUCAAAGCAGAGCGACUACACGUACGAUCAGCUUCUCGCUCUUCUCAAGGAUCAGUACCAGGACCAUCAUGCGUACGAUUGGUACAGAGACGAGAACAUGUCUGGCGCUUUCGCAUACUUCGGCCCAAGUCAAUUCUCCAACAUGUGGUCAGAGAUCAUCAAGCCCAACGCCUACGGCCAACUGUACCUCAUCGGCGAAGCGUCCUCCUCCCACCAUGCAUGGAUCGUCGGCGCCCUCGAGAGCGUCAUCCGCGCAGUAUAUCUGAUGUUUGAGGGCCUUCAAAAGCAAGAACCCGACAACGCAGCUUACAAGAAAGCCAUUGAGCUCUUGAGUAAAGAACCCGACACUCCCAAAGAAGGCGGUGAUGUCUUUGGUGGAUUUCCGGGUGAUAAACCCCAAGAGCCGCAGAAGUUACCAUCUGGUCUUCCGUUCCAUCCUCUGCCGGAGGAGAUGCCUAAGAGACAGCUGGAUGCUGAUCGUGAUGCGAAGUUGGUCAGGGAUCCGUUGGAGGAUGUCAAGUUUGGUGACGAGGUUUCGCUUUUGUUCUCGAGUGCUAUGAUCACGUUGAGUUUGAUUGAGAGCUUCUUUGAGCUGCAGGUUGAUGAGGCCAAGGACAAGCCACAGUGAGCAGGUAGUGUUGACAUAUGUCGAAAGAAUUCAGAGAUUCUUUUGUGCGCCAAGUUGACCAACAAAAUGAGCUUGAAUUGGUGAAGUCUGCCAGAAUUUCUUCAAGUCUCUCGUAAGACUUAUCACCAUGAGGAGUCGUCGUCAUCACUCCAGUCCGCGCCAUCAUCGUCAUCAACCCAUUCAUCAUCGUCUUCUUCAACUUGGCCCUCCUCAAACACUAUUGGCGGAGUUACAGGCUGACCUUUUCGCUCAACUUCACUCCAAAUUGUACCAAGCAAAGAGUGAUCUCUGACCCAAUCCUGGCAUGAGGUAAUGGGUCCCCUUUUUCUUGCCUUUCUAUCAUAUCUCGCAUGGGUAGCCACAUUCAAAACGCUGAUUUUAUUGUCGGGGUCAACCUCUUGCCAGUGAGGUAUCAUGCUGUUGAAGUCGGGUAGGUAGGGUGGCCAGUUGCAGAAAGCUAUUGUCAUCUUAGGCUCUUCGUAUACUAGACCGUCACGCUUCGUGUCUCGAUGGUUUGCUGUAGCCCAUGCUCUCGCCCAUCCUCCUUUGAUAUCAUCAUUUGAAAGGUCAUCGUCGGAAGGAUCAGGUCUUAUGAAGACAGCGGAUUCCAAUUGUGGACACGAGGCCAUAUCUUUCCACAAUUGCUCCUCCAUCAUGACGUUAUACAGGCAUAAACGUCGCAGUUUCGGCCAUUUGGUAAAGACUUGAUAUUGCCCAAUAGCAGUCUCACCAAGGUAUAAUUCGUCUUUGACGCUGAUGAGCUCUUCGACGUUGACCAGAGCCUCAAAGCCCUGUCUGAGGGACUUUAAAAUGAUUACGUCUUCCCAAGGAUCUAUAUCCCUCAAGGGCAUAUCCACGAUGAGAGUCUUGAGGACUGGUGCAAGAGUGAUGAGAACGUCUUCAAGAAUAUAAAUCGUUCGAAGGUCUUGCAUAGGGUAUCCUGCCCAGUCGUGCCUCGAAUGCUCAGAAUAUCCAUCGUCCACAGCAGAUUCUGA